GGCACUACUAAAUAGAUUGGGCUAGGGCACUUUCGAGACUUUGUUUAGGAUCCGUAGCCUAGUUCGACAAUCGGACUUUAGCUGUAUCAUUGACGAUACCUCCGUGCGGGGUGGUCAGUGACAUUUAGAGAUAUAUAUCAUAUCACUACAGCACCAGUAUGCUGCUAGUAUCGCGAGCUUCCAUCGGCUUCUUUGCAGCACUCUCGCCAAUCUUACAAAUUUCUUUCUAGUCUGACGUUAAUAUUCAUCACAAUGGCAGCUGAAAAGGAAAUCCUUCUCAUUACUGGCGGUAACACCGGCAUUGGUCUCGAGGCCGUGCGUGCUUUGAGCGGCAGCUCAACAGCUUACGAAAUAAUCAUUGGUUGUCGCACGCUGUCCAAGGGAGAGGAUGCGAUCUCUACCAUCAGGGCCGAAUACCCCUCCACAACCUCAACUUUCAGCACAGUGCAAGUCGAUCUGUCGUCCGACUCUUCGCUCGAGAAAGCCGUCGAGACACUCACUUCCAAAUUUGGCCGCCUGGACGUCCUGAUCAACAAUGGCGGCGCCAGCUUCGACCAGGAUAUCGCUUCAGGGGCUCUGAGCAUCAGGGAAGCUUUCAACAAGAGCUGGGACGUCAACGUGACGGGAACGCACGUCCUGACCACCCUCACGGCGCCGUUGUUGCUCAAAGGAAAGAACCCGAGGCUGCUGUUCAUCACAAGCGGGACCGCGACGCUGGCUGAGACGGAGCGAACAGACAAUGACAUCUACAAGCGACUGAACGGUUCCCCGCCUGCCGGAUGGCCCAAACCCGUAGGCGCUAGGCCGAGCUACAUGUCCUACCGCAGCGCGAAGACGGGCCUCAACAUGCUCAUGCGCGAAUGGCAAAGAACGUUACGCAACGACGGCGUCAAGGUAUGGGCGAUCAGUCCCGGCUUCCUGGCCACGGGCUUAGGCGGCGCGGGUGCGGAGAAGCUCAAGCAGAUGGGUGCCGGCGACCCCGCGAUUGGCGGGCAGUUCAUCAAAGACGUGGUUGAAGGCAAGCGGGAUGAUGAUGUGGGUAAGGCUAUUCGGAGGGACAUGAUCCAGCCUUGGUAAAUAGUGUUGUUAUGUGUGCUACAAAACAUUCGCUUAUCAUAAGAAUUCGACUUGGUCUUUAGUCAAUAUCAAAUUAGACGAUAAACAGAUGGCAGACACAAUACUUAUGCGAGUUUUGGUUCAA
Truncatella angustata is the source of this 1201-nucleotide messenger RNA. RefSeq lists its product as uncharacterized. The record is from RefSeq and is a predicted model, not a curated record. Lineage: Eukaryota; Fungi; Ascomycota; Sordariomycetes; Amphisphaeriales; Sporocadaceae. The transcript has 4 exons. The coding region runs from base 253 to 1077 and encodes 274 amino acids.